This is a messenger RNA of Pelobates fuscus (common spadefoot toad), 5485 nucleotides long. It is a transcript of the gene SIGLEC1, whose product is annotated as sialic acid binding Ig like lectin 1. NCBI's taxonomy places the organism in Eukaryota, Metazoa, Chordata, Amphibia, Anura, Pelobatidae. Gene Ontology annotation, molecular function: virion binding. Bases 91 to 5130 code for a protein of 1679 amino acids. The transcript is spliced from 22 exons. Gene Ontology annotation, cellular component: late endosome; plasma membrane; early endosome. The record is from RefSeq and is a predicted model, not a curated record. Gene Ontology annotation, biological process: clathrin-dependent endocytosis of virus by host cell.
CAAAAAGAGAUACCUGUCUACCACACCAUGAGCUUAUAAGAAGUAGGUUGAAUCGUGUUUGAUCUUCCAUUACAGAAACAACAAAACAAAAUGGUGAGACAGCAACUCUAUCUACUGGUCCUGCUAUGUUGUGAAGGAGUUUAUUCUAAGUGGGAUGUACAGUAUCCCGAGAGCAGAAAGAGUAUUCCUGGCUCCUGCUUUUUCAUUCCCUGUACAUUUUCUUACCCCAGUAAUACAAACACAGUUAAAGGGAUUGUGCCAAUCUGGUUCAAAAAUUACGAUACUGACAAAAAAAACGUUUACCACCCGACUGAUACAAUCGAUACUGCAUAUAUGGGUCGUGUUGAGUUCCUAGGGGAUACCUCACAGAAAAAUUGCACUACACUCAUCAAGAAUUUACAGAAUGAGGAUGCAGGACUGUUCAACUUCAGGUUUGAGAUCAAGGAAGUCAAUAGUUGGGUGGACAAAAGAGGAGUGCGCCUUGAAAUGACAGAUAAACCUCUCGAACCAGAGGUUGUGACACCAUCAACAAUAUUGGAAGGAAAAUCAGUGAAUUUUCUGUGUACCACUCCAUACUACUGCCCAGAUGGCUCAGUCACUCUGGAGUGGCAGGACUUUGCUACAGAUAGAUCAUUCCUGUCACGAUCCAUACAGCUGGACACAUCCAAAGUACUUAUGAGAGAGACCCUCACAACCACCUUUACUUGGCAGGAAGACAAGAAGACAAUCCGUUGUGCCUUGGCAAUUGGAAACCAGAAGACUGUGAAUGAAGUUGUCCUUAAUGUCCAGUACUCUCCGAAGGAAGUGAAUGUUCUAAUCACAUCUCCGAGCAGUAACAUUAAACAGGGCGACACAGUGACACUGACAUGCCAGGUUAAAAGCAGCAAUCCAGCUGUCAGCAGCUACACCUGGUAUAAGAAUGGAGACAUGUUCUCUACAGAGCAGUACAUUUACUUUCACAGUAUUUCCAGAACUGAUUUUGGAGAAUUCCGCUGUGAGGUGCAGAAUUCUAUUGGAAAGGUGUCAUCCGAAACAGUCCAACUUACUGUAUUCUCUGCAAAAACCAUGGUAACUCCGUCAUCGGAGGUCAGAGAAGGGGAGACAGUGACUUUAGCAUGUGACACUCCUAGUGUCAGACCUGAGGAGAUCCACUACAGUUGGUUUAAGAACAAUGUUCAGAUGAAAGAAGAAAUGGCGAGAUCUCUGGCGUUCCAUGACAUCACUACUGCUGAUGCUGGCUAUUACUUCUGCAAAAUAGAGAAUGAUAAUGGCAGUGACUCCUCUCCUCCCAUUACAUUGAACAUCUUGUAUGCUCCAAGAGUGCCAACACUCACCUCGUUUCUGGAGACUCAGGAAGGGAAACUGGCCAUUAUACACUGCUUUGUAGACAGCAAUCCACCUUCUGAGCUAAUGCUGUACAAGGAAGGAGACUUGAUCGCCACCUCCACCUCUCCCAGUGCCCCAAAUCUAAGGCUCAGCUUGACUUCCGCAUGGAAUUCCAUCCAGCUGAAGAUACAGAAAGUGAUAUUGUCCGAUGAAGGAACAUACAGUUGCUUAGCUAAAAACACUAUUGGAAAUUCAACAUCAAGUCUUCAUUUCAUUGUAGAAACUGCCAGAGUAAUAAUAACUCCAGCUGAAGAAAUAGAAGAGGGGAAAGCGGUCACCCUUACAUGUCUGGCAACACGAAACUCUCAAACAGGACUGACCUAUACCUGGUACAAGAAUAACCAAUGGCUAAAAGAAGAUUUAGUAGAGAAAACACUUUCUAUUCCGUGUUUGUCAAGGAAUGAUGCUGGCUCUUAUCACUGCAAAGUCCAAAAUAGUGAAGGAAGUAGCAGCUCUCCUUCACGCAUGCUGCAUGUGCUAUAUCCACCUGGUGAUCUCUCACUAACAUCCCUUGUGGCAACACAAGAUGGAAUUUUGGCCAUCGUACAUUGUUCUGUGGUCAGUGAGCCUCAUUCAGAGAUUUUCAUUUAUAAAAAAGAUAUAUUAUUGGCUUCCAGCACAAUGGUUCUUCCAGAUAAAAGAUACAAUGUUUCACCAUCUACCAAUUCCUUAAAACUGGAGAUUCAGAAUGUUCUUGUUGAAGAUGAAGGAACUUACACAUGCUUUGCCAAUAACACAUAUGGCCAUGCCACUGGAUCAUUGGAGUUUACUGCUGAGACUGCCAAAAUAAUUGUCUUUCCAUCUUCAGAAGUACUUGAGGGGAUGGCUGUGAACUUAACUUGUGUUCUGAAAAGUACUUCAAAUGAAGACUCCUACUUAUACACAUGGUAUAAAAAUGGUGCUUUGUACUCCCAAGGGUCCGAGAAUUUUAUCGAAUUAUUGCAAGUUUUGAGUUCAAAUUCUGGUUCCUACUACUGCAAAGUGCAGAACAAUGAGAACAGCAAAAACUCAGCCUCUGUCAGCCUUACUGUCCUAUACGCCCCAAGACACAUCAAGCUCAAGUCCUUUCUGGAUACAGAAGAAGGCAAAGUGGCUUCAAUUCACUGCACUGUAGACAGCUACCCCCACUCUCGGAUGUAUCUCUAUUUAGGGAGUGAACUGGUGGCUUCCAAUGUGAAUCGUACAUCUUUUAAUGAACACCACAGUGUUUCUUUAUCAAACAAUGAAUUGCGUUUGGAUAUAAAGAAUGUCAAACUAGAACAUGAAGGGAAGUAUACCUGCACCUCAACAAAUAAUAUCGGGUCUGCGUCUGAGUCCGUAUAUUUUAAAGUACAAACUGCAAGAAUCCUGGUUAGCCCGUCCACUGAUAUUUUAGAAGAUGAGAAGGUGACAUUGACAUGUGACAUGGUGAAGACACCGGUUGAGGGGGUCACAUACACCUGGUAUAAGAACAGCAAAUGGCUGCAGGAAAGUGGAGAGCAACAUCUGGUGUUUGAUAGGAUCAGGAGCAGCGAUGCUGGGUACUAUUACUGCAAAGCUCAGAAUUCACAGGAAAGCAGCGUGUCUCCGUCUGUGUCUCUUCAUGUGUCCUACCCCCCUAGGGAGCCAGUCAUGUCAUCAUUUUGGGAGGCUCAGAGUGGACAGAUUGGAAUUAUCCAGUGCUCCGUUGACAGUGACCCCCCCUCCAGCCUGGCUCUGUACAGAAGAGAGUUAUUAAUUGGAUCUAGCGACAGCUACAAGCCUUCCAGUGGAAGGAUGACAAUAUUCCCUUCUUGGAAUUCAUUGAAGGUAGAGAUCAGAGAUGUCAUGUUGGAAGAUGAAGCAAUGUAUCUGUGUACUGCGAACAACUCACUUGGAGAAUCUACAUCAUCAAUAAACUUCACAGCACAAACCAUCAGAAUCCUCGUCAGUCCAUCAGCUGUGGUUCAGGAAGGACAGAGCUUGAAUCUAACAUGUGCAGUGGCCACUAGUGCCCCACGUAAAUCCAAAUACAUUUGGUAUAAAAAUGGAAAGUGGUACAGAGAGAGUACAGCCGCUGCAUUUCAGUUUGAAAAAGUAUCCAAGACUGAUGGGGGUUCAUAUUACUGCGCCGUGAAUAAUCAACAUGGAACCAAGAACUCACCAUCCGUUUCAUUAAAUAUCUUGUAUGGUCCACAAAAUGUGUACAUUAAAUCAUUUUUGGAGGCCCAGACUGGAAAUAUUGCUAAUGUCCUGUGUGAGGCUGACAGUAAUCCACCACCUGAGAUGUUUUUGUACAAAGAUAAUAAGCUUUUAGCUUCAUCUGCUGCUGGUGGUCUAACCACAGAGAGAAUGCGCUCCUACUUUUCUUCCAAUAGCCUGAGGUUAGAGAUCAUGGACAUUCAGUCAAGCGAUAGAGGAACUUACAUCUUCAAAGUCAACAACAGCCUAGGGUCAGAAGAGGUGUCCACAGUUCUCACCAUGAAUGGUGCCCGUGUUUUGAUGCAUCCAUCCGCUGAGAUGAAUGAAGGCCACUUGGUCACUUUGACAUGUGAAGUUGUGGACAGCGUGCAAACAGUGACAAGUUACACAUGGUACAAGAACAGCAGGUGGUUUCAGGAUGGAUCUGUGGGUUCUCUUGUGUUUAAUCCAGUCAGCACCAGUGACACUGGGUCUUUCUCCUGCACAGCUCGUACCACUGAGGGCUUCCUGGACUCUCCACCUACCAUCUUACGGGUGCUUUAUCCCCCACAAAACCUCUCCUUGAUCUCAUUCUUCGAGACCCAAGAAAGACGCCAGGGAGUGAUAGUGUGUACUGUAGACAGUGACCCACCUUCAUCUAUAUCACUGCUCCGAGGGGGACAGUUGAUCUCUUCCUCAACACCCCACAAUUCAAGCGACCGUAUCAAACUAUCAAUUUCUCACAACUCAUUGAAGCUGGAAAUAUAUGAGAUGACCGAGGAGAAUCAAGGACUGUAUGUGUGUCAGGCUUCUAAUUCAUUGGGCAGUACAAACAGCUCCAUACACUUCUCUGUACAAACUGCGAAAAUUGAGUUAUUUCCAUCUGCAGAACUAAAUGAAGGAGACUCAGUGACUCUCACGUGUCAUGUUCCCAGGAGCUUGCAGGAAGACGUAACGUAUACCUGGUACAAGAAUAAUAAUUGGCUGACAGAGAGAGCAGAUGCUUCCUUGGUACUUCCCAAUGUGUCUGCCUCCGAUGUGGGCUCUUACCACUGUCUAGCCAAACAUUGGAGAGGAACCAGCAGCUCCGCACUGGUCGGACUAACUGUACUAUACAGCCCCAGGGACAUUGUGACAACUUCAUUUUUGGAAAUGCAUGAGAAAGCGCAAGGUAUCAUCACGUGCAAUGUCAACAGUGUACCCCCUUCUAUCAUUAGCUUGUACAAAACGGGCAUGCUCUUGGCCAGCACAGCAUUAACACAAGCUGACCAAGGUGAGAAAUUGUGGUCCUCUUCCUCUUAUAACUAUCUGAAGCUGGAGAUACGAGAUAUUGCAGCAGAGGAUUCUGGGACCUAUAUCUGCAUUGCCAGCAAUACACUUGGGAGAGUUGCGUCAUCAAUUAUAUUUACUAUAAUAGAUGAAGAAUUAUUUGUGUACAAGAUUCUUGCCUGGGGUGCUUUAAUAUGCAUUGCUAUCAUGGUGUGUUCCGUUGCUGUUGUUCUGUGCUGGAUCAGCACUAAAAAGAAGUAUCGGCAUCAGAUGAACGAUUCUAUAGAGAUGAGCAAUAACCAGAGAAUCCCAUUUUUUUCUGAAAUCUCUUCCUGAGCAUGUGGUUUCUGCAGGACAAUUCAAGCCAAUGAUAUCUGCUGUGACCAUACAAAGUAUAGGGUUUGACCUAGAACUCAUCUAACUGUGUACUGGACUUCCACUGGACACAAUGAUUCUUUAUACUCAGAUACAGUGGUUGAAAUUGGACUUUUUAUUUCACACCUUCUUUACUUUGUGCAGUGUACGUCAAUGCUGGGAAAAUUUAUGUUGACUGUCAAAACAGAAGUCUUGUGCUUUCUGGACAUUUAGUCAACCCAAUCUACAAUUAUCCUGAAUUCACCUGUGAAAAUAUUUUUUAAAGAUUUUCAGACAGCUUUGUUGUUUAUGUUUUCAUAUUUAUUUAUUUUCUUUA